Vitis vinifera (wine grape) is the source of this 567-nucleotide messenger RNA. RefSeq names its product polyadenylate-binding protein 8. The record is from RefSeq and is a predicted model, not a curated record. Gene Ontology annotation, cellular component: nucleus. Lineage: Eukaryota; Viridiplantae; Streptophyta; Magnoliopsida; Vitales; Vitaceae. Gene Ontology annotation, biological process: DNA damage response; regulation of double-strand break repair; protein polyubiquitination. Gene Ontology annotation, molecular function: RNA binding.
AUAACACAAGCACGCUGUUUACCACAUGAACAGGAAAUCAGUUGCUGCUUGGCCGUCAAUAACAGAACAAGAUUGGACCCGCCCUUGCCGGAGAACUACUUCGGGAACUCCAUUCAUACAGCCAAUGCCCAUUUCAGCUUUGGCUUCAGCUCUUGCAAAUGCAACACCUGAUCAGCAAAGAACAAUGCUGGGCGAAAGUUUGUACCCUCUCGUGGAUCAGCUGGAGCAUGAGAUGGCAGCCAAAGUGACAGGCAUGCUUCUGGAUAUGGGCCAGACUGAGUUUUUGCAUCUGCUCGAGUCGCCAGAGGCUUUGAAGUCCAAGGUUGCGGAGGCCAUGGACGUCCUGAGGAAUGUUGCUCAGCAGCAGGCUAACAGACAACAACUAUCCUCACUGUCCCUGAAUGAUAGCCUUGUUCCCUGAGUGUGUUGGGUGGGACUUGAAUGUGGUUCCAGCAGUUUAAAUUAAGUUUCUCUGCUAGUGAAGGCUCUAGAUUUCAUUUGAUAUGGAGUUACAUUAGCCAUAGAAUUCUGAAGUUUGAAACAUAUUGUGUGUGCUGGUUUUUGGUG